UAGGGCUAGAAAGCGAGCGAGGUCUGGCGCUGCGCAUAGCAGUCGUGCCAUCGGGAAAAGACAAUAUCAGAGGCGCGCAGGAGGAACACAGCAGAGCCCCUCAGGCAGCAGCUCCAGCGGUCCGACAGAGGGACUGAUAGCGGACAGAGACGGGAUAAAGGAGACGGGCGGUAUAAAAGCAGGAUCAGCUGAUUUCCUCAUGUCUGGAGGAGCCUGUUGAACAAUCGUUAAUGCGUAACGCGCAGCACUCCCUCCGAUGAGGGUGUAGAAUGGAAACAACCCUCUACCCAGGCACCGCGCUCAACACUCCGAGGGUCUCCAGCAUCUACUCCCAGAGCACGAUGAUGAAGAAGGAAAUUAAUCUGAACUUGGACGACCAGAACUCCGAGCUCAAAUCCAACCCGCUCCGGGACGCAGACGGACUCCUGAACUCUCCAGAUUUGGGACUCCUGAAACUCACCUCUCCGGACCUGGAGCGCCUCAUCAUCCAGUCCAACGGUCUGGUCACCACCACCAGCUCCACCUCCCAGUUCCUCUACCCGAAGUCGGCCAGCGACGAGCAGGAGUUCGCGGAGGGUUUCGUCAAGGCGCUGGAGGACCUCCACAAGCAGAACCAGCUGAACGAGGCGGGCUGCGUCUCCGUGGAUCGACUGGAGCUCCUCGGGUCCUCCAACGCCGCCGCGUCCGCCGGGCUCCAGACCCCAGACCUCCCGGUGUACACCACGCUGAACGGCUAUGCGGCCAGCCCGCUGGGAGCCACCACCAUCAACUACUCCACGGACACCAUCCCCUUCCCGCCGCCUCCGGCUCAUCUGAGCAGCGCGCAGCAGCAGGCGGCGGCCGCGGCGGCUCUGUCACGACUCCAGUCGGUCGGUGUGGUGAAAGACGAGCCGCAGACGGUACCGGACAUGCAGAGCUUCGGGGACAGCCCCCCUCUGUCCCCCAUCGACAUGGACAACCAGGAGCGCAUCAAGGCGGAGCGGAAGAAGCUGCGCAACAGGAUAGCCGCGUCCAAAUGCCGCAAGAGGAAACUGGAGCGGAUCUCUCGGCUGGAGGACAAGGUCAAGACCCUGAAGACGCAGAACACCGAGCUGGCCUCCACAGCCAGCGUCCUCAGGGAGCAAGUGGCCCAGCUCAAGCAGAAGCUGCCAGGACACAGGCCUGCGCUAUAAAAGGAACACUCUGCCUUCUGUAACCGACAAAUCCUUAUCAGAGACUCAGUGACACUGUAAAGGCUGAGCUGUAAGAGUCAACUGGAAAACGAAAGGUUAGAGGGCAGCAGGUAUGGACCGCAGCCUGGUUCUGGUUCUGGGGGAGCUGAGAACAAGACUGAGUGUAGAGAAAGCCAUGUAGCAGACUGCUGUCCCUGGACUGUACCGGACCGCGUUAUGUGUGUGUAAGCUGGACAAUCUCAACAAGGGUGCAACCAAACACCAGGGUGCCACCAGGUGCUGUCAUCCACCCUGUAAUAUAUGCCUUACUUGUUUACAAACACUUAGCAAUGAUAAAUAUAUAUUUUAUUUACUGAAACAUUUCUUAUUUUACAUAUGGUCUUAUUCCUUGUUUUCUGAACGCUGCAUAUCUCGUGGCUCUUGUGUACAGUAACCGUUGUAUCCCCAUCCUGGUGGCUGCCGUGUAGAUGUUCAGUCGCCAAACUUCCAUGAAUGUAUGUGUACGUGCUGAAGCCCUAUGUAUCCAUGUGUAAUGGAGUCUACCUGACAUUUAUUAAAUUCACUACAUUACUAA
Molecule: messenger RNA, 1746 nt
Organism: Stegastes partitus (bicolor damselfish)
Lineage: Eukaryota; Metazoa; Chordata; Actinopteri; Pomacentridae
Product: transcription factor jun-D-like
Exons: 2
Coding region: 270-1172 (300 amino acids)
Biological process (GO): regulation of cell cycle; regulation of cell population proliferation; regulation of transcription by RNA polymerase II
Cellular component (GO): transcription regulator complex
Molecular function (GO): RNA polymerase II cis-regulatory region sequence-specific DNA binding; transcription factor binding; DNA-binding transcription factor activity, RNA polymerase II-specific
Source: RefSeq, a predicted model, not a curated record